UUUGAUGAUAUUGAUGAUGAUGAUGAUGCUAUUGACAAUAUUAAUGAUGAUGAUGAAGAUGAUGAAAUGAUUAUCAAUAAUUAUCCUGAAAUGAUGAUGGAUGAUGAUGAAGAUGAAGAAGAUGAAACUAAAACAUCUUUGAUGAUUCUUCAUUCAAACGACGACGAUGAAGACGAAGACGAUAUUGAUGAUGAUGAUGAUGAUGAUAAAGAAACAAUGGAUAUGAUGGUUGAUGAUUCAAUUGCUGAAAGUGAAAGUGGUUGUGAUGAUGAUCAAUCAUCAUCAAUAAUGAAUAAUGAUGAUCCAUUAUCGACAAUAACAACAACAAAUGCAACAAAUAUAACAACACAAUCAUCAUCUUCAGUAUCAUCAUUAGCAUCACAACAACCAAUGUUUAAUAUUGUAUCGACAUCAUCUCGAACAACAUCAUCAUCACGAACAUCAUCAUCUCGAACAGCAACAAACAAUUCACAAAUUUCAUCCAUACCACAAGUUAUUACACAUGUUGGUCGUAAACCAUUAAAUGGUCCACCAUGUAGUUUAAAAACAUUAGUUGAUGAUGGUAUUUUAGAACCAAUGGAUGGAUCAUUAACAUAUGAAAUUUUGGGUGCAAAAUUUUUCGGUGAUCUAUUAGCAAAUGGUUUUAUUCGUAUGUCCGGUACAAAUCAAGUAUUUGCUAAUCCAAGUUCAUGGGCAAAUUAUUGUCGUUCAACAAUACCAUCAACAAGUAAAGAUCAUAAAAAUUAUGGUAGUGCAUGGUCAAUAAUUAGAUAUCUUGGUAAACGUCUUGAUUCAUAUAAAUUACGUUGGUAUCGUAAACAGAAAAAACAAUUUACAUUAGGUGGUACAAUAAUAAAUGGACAAAAUUGUUCAGUUAAUACACCUACAGUUAUCGGUAGCGGUAAUAAUACUCCGGUAAAUCAUCAUCAUAAUAAUAACAGUAUUCCGAUUUCAAUCAAUAUUGAUCAAAAUAAUACACCAACCGGUAAAAUAAUCAAUAAUAAUAAUAAUAAUAAUAAUGGAAUAACAACAACUGCAGCAGCAACAACAACAGCAACAGGAAUUUUAACACCAAUCGGUAAUACAUCAUUAUCAACAACAACUGCAACAACAACAAUUGAUGGAACAAUUACAUCACCAUCAACAUUAAUAUCAUCAUUUUCAAAUAAUAGUAAUAAAUUUUCACAUAUAAAUAGUAAUGGAAAUUUUACUCCUAUUACCCAACAACAACAACAACAACAUUCAUCAUUUUUACCGAAUCAUUUUUCAACACCAAUACAACAUCAUCAACAAUAUCAACAAUCACGUAGUAAUGUUGAAUAUAAAAAUAUUUAUUCAAUGAUUAAUCGAGAUCGACUUUAUAAAUUGGAUAAAAUAAGUGCUGGUGAUCCGGAAAUAUCUAUUUUGGAAAAUAAUCCAAAUGAAAAUAUUAUCAAUUUUAAUUCAAUCGAUUUAAAUAACAAAGAUUUUAAUCUUGAUGAUCGUACAAAAAUUGCCUGUGUACCAUUUAAUUCAGUAUUUUGUUUACAACCAUUUUUAGUUACUAUUUCAACAAAUGUAUUAUUAUUGAUUGAUUUUCAUUCACAUUUAAUUUCAACUGAAGUUAAUGGUUAUUUAGCUGGAUUAUGGGAUCCACGUACACAACAUUUAACAAUUACACAGGCAUUUCCAUUACGAUGUAAAUCAUCAAAAGAAUUUGAUUCAUGUACAUUGAAAAUUAAACAAAAUCUUGUACAAAAAGGUUUAAUAUUGGUUGGUUGGUAUCAUAGUCAUCCACGUACUGCACCACAUCCAUCUAUUGCCGAUAUAAAACGACAGCUAAAAUAUCAGAAACAAAUGUUAGCAACAAAAAAAGAUGUACGUGAUUAUUCACCAUGUGUUGGUCUAAUUUGUUCACCAUUUUAUUCAAAUAAUAAUAAUAAUAAUAAUAAUGAUGAUAUAAAAUUAACAACAUUAUUUCAAAUGUUUUGGGUAAUGCCAAUAUUUACAAUGGGUAAUCGUAAUAUUGGUCGACCAAUGCAAAUUUCAUAUCAAAUUGCACGUGAUGCAUUCCUUACACAAGAUUUACUUGUUGAAAUGCGUGUUUUAGCGGCACAUUUUGCUGUACAUCAAAAAUUUAUCAAAUUUAAUGAUACAUACAAUGGUGAAUCAACAAGCUAUUGGAAUAAAUUACAAGAAUCAUUAAAAACAAAAUUACCAAGAGAUUUAGUUGAACAACAAUCACAAGCUGUUCAAAAUGAUAUACAACAACAAGCUUUGAUGCAUUUUUGGUCAUUUCUUAAAAAUUUAUUACUUAUAUCAACAUGAUCCGAUUUCAUUUUCAUUUUUAUUUUAUUCGGGUGGUGAACUGAAACAAAACAAUCUAACCAAUUUCAUUAAGAUUCUAAUUUUAUAAUCAUCAUCAUCAUUAUCAUCAGCCAAACAAAAAAAACCAUCAAUCAAUUUCAUUUUAUAAUUUGAUAUUCGAAGAGAAUUAUUGUAAUCUUUUUCUUUUCCAUAAAAUUUUCCAUGUUUCUCAUCAUCAAUUUU
This is a messenger RNA of Dermatophagoides pteronyssinus (European house dust mite), 2529 nucleotides long. RefSeq lists its product as uncharacterized. Lineage: Eukaryota; Metazoa; Arthropoda; Arachnida; Sarcoptiformes; Pyroglyphidae. The record is from RefSeq and is a predicted model, not a curated record. Gene Ontology annotation, molecular function: protein binding; metallopeptidase activity.